AAAAUCUUGCGACCAUAAUUUUCUUCCUGCUUCUGCACUCUCUUAAAUAGGAACCUUCUUUACUCUUUUUCUCCAACAUUUUUCCUCUCAAAAAUCUUUUCUUUCUCUCUAAAACUAUCUUCCCUCGAUUUCAUUUCAAAAUCCCCUUUCUAUUAAAACAUGACAAAGAUUGGCAAGCUGACAAAGUUCAAGUCAGCAAUAAAAAGAUGGCCAUCUUUUACCAAGCCAGCUCGAACAAACAGCACCAUUGCUGCAAGUAAUGAGUCCGAGGACAAGAAUUCAAAGGAUCCUGAUCACCAACUCCAUGCAGUUUAUGUGGGGAAAUCUCGGCGGCGAUAUCUUUUGAGCUCUGGUACCAUUUAUCAUCCUCUCUUUCAAGAGUUGAUAGAGAGGUCAGGUGGAUUUGAUCAUGAUGGGGAAGUCGUUGUUUCUUGUGAAGUUGUCUUGUUUGAGCACUUGUUGUGGAUGCUUGAAAGCGGUGGCUCUCAAUUGGGUUCCAUGGAAGAACUUGCUGAAUUCUACUACACUUGCUAAUUGAUGUGGAUGAUGAAAUAUGAUCGAAGGCUUGCAACUGCAGAUUAAAAUUAGUAGAGAAGGAAAGCAACAAAAAAAAAAAAAUAAAGAUGGUGAGGGUUAACCUAUUAAAUGGUUCAAUGGUUGAUGGAUGUUGAUGUUCUCUUUAUCUUUAUAUUUUCUUCAUCUUUUUCUAAGACCUGAGUCCCACACAUCUUCACAUAGUCGCCACUACUAGACCAACUGAUAGUUACUAGGAUUUGUUAUUAUCCAAAUGAUAAAUGAUAAUGCUGAAUGAUAAAUGUGGCACCACCACCUUCUGUA
Messenger RNA from Ricinus communis (castor bean), 837 nucleotides. RefSeq names its product auxin-responsive protein SAUR78. The transcript has a single exon. The record is from RefSeq and is a predicted model, not a curated record. Gene Ontology annotation, biological process: response to auxin. Bases 160 to 534 code for a protein of 124 amino acids. NCBI's taxonomy places the organism in Eukaryota, Viridiplantae, Streptophyta, Magnoliopsida, Malpighiales, Euphorbiaceae.